UAAAGCAGAACGAAUAAUUCUUCAACUGAAAGUCAAGGGCGCAAAUCAAAGUAAUUUAUUCAAUCAACGCAGUGACCUCCUCCUGCCUGCCUCAUUUUACGGAUCCUAUUAUUAUGCCACAACACAAGUCUGCAUUACAAAAACUGACAAAUGCUGACAUUCAGCAUAAAAUAUUGUCAUGAAGUCUUUUGAAAUUUUACUAAGUUCAUUUCUAACUUUUAACUUAUUUAGCUUUUACUCUGUGCAUGGAAGUAAAGCUGAAAAGCAGCUUAUUCAACAUUUGCUCAACGAUUUGGAACCUCAAGAACGACCUGUUGAAAAUCACAAUGAUACCGUCACGGUCACAAUUGGUCUCUAUAUUUUGAGGAUAGACGAAGUGGUUGCCGAUAUGCACCAUGUCGAUUUAACAGCAUGGCUAAAUCUGGGAUGGCAGGCACAUAACUUACGCUGGGAACCUUCAGAAUUCGAAAACAUUGAUAGCCUAAGACUUGACCCUUAUAAAAUUUGGAUUCCUGACAUUUACAGCUAUACUCAUAUAGGUAUUGACAAAGAUCCGUUUCACAAAACUAAUGUCGUCGUAAAAAAUACCGGAAAGGUGCGAUACAUUCCACCCGCCCAGAUAACAAAUCCUUGUCAUUUAAACGGAAGCAGUUAUCCGUUUGAGAAAUUAAGAUGCGCAAUCAAGUUUGGCUCUUGGACUUGGGACGGAAGCCAUGUUGAUCUCCAGUUGGAGUAUAAUGCAAGUAGUGCGGACAUAAACUCCAUUGUCCAAUCGCCAGAGUGGAACGUUCUUGAAUGUCCUGCAAUCCGAACGGAACAAUAUUAUUCCUGUUGCACUGCGCCUUAUCUGGAUGUCCAGUUUGUAUUGCUACUACAACGGCGUGGCCAAGCAAUUUUGGACGAGGCAAAAUCUUUCAGUUAUUUCGCCUUAGGAUUGCUCUUUAUGAGCUGUUUAUUGGCCCCCUCAAGUGCUUUCACAAUUAUUCUGGUAUUGCUCUCAAUGUUACUCAGCAUUCAUUGUUCGAUGAGAUUCGACCCAAAGUUGGGAAGCACAGAACCCACAGAUCUUGCAAAAUAUUUUGUGAGACUGUCGUAUCUGGGAUUUCUAAUUCUAUUCACAAACAUUAUUUCAUAUCAUAUUUAUUAUAAAACAGGAUCUCUCCCUUUAAAGGUGAAACAGAUGUUAGAUAAACGUCCUCAAGUCGGAUCACUUCGAAUCCGAUUAUCACCUGAAAAUCUGUCUCAAUCGGACAUCCAGCACAAUUACAACGACUUACAAGAACUCACGUUGGCCGACAAUCGACCAAAAAUAUACCAGCAACCCAGAGAUUUUGGCGAAUGGCAACAAUUUGCUUUGUUAGCACACAAAUUUUUAUUUGUUAUUUGGACUCUAGUUCUAAUUAUUUUUGAUUUCUCUGCCUUUCCAACAUACGAAACUUGAAAUAAAAAGUAACAUUUAUUCAAGGUGAA
Molecule: messenger RNA, 1470 nt
Organism: Folsomia candida
Lineage: Eukaryota; Metazoa; Arthropoda; Collembola; Entomobryomorpha; Isotomidae
Product: acetylcholine receptor subunit alpha-type acr-7
Exons: 10
Coding region: 179-1441 (420 amino acids)
Biological process (GO): monoatomic ion transmembrane transport; signal transduction; nervous system process
Cellular component (GO): membrane; neuron projection; synapse
Molecular function (GO): neurotransmitter receptor activity; transmembrane signaling receptor activity; extracellular ligand-gated monoatomic ion channel activity
Source: RefSeq, a predicted model, not a curated record